AUGGCACAGCAGAAGGGUAAGAAAAUCCCUGAACGGGCCGAUAAAUCAGGCUUCUUCACAGUGCGAUCCGCGCCGAACAGAGCACAAGGCCAACAUGAGGCUGACCAAGAUGGCGGCGGAGACGAUACCCUCCCCCUCCAACACUCACCAGACCCAGGGAAUCUCCCUGUCACACGAGAGAUCCUGAGAGCAUACCUGGACGAAAUGUCCGACAAACUGCUAAAUAAUAUCCAAGCAUCGGUCACUGCACUCAGCAAAGACAUCCAGGAACUGGGUGAAAGAACAGCCCACGUGGAGCACCGCAUGGGCGAAUACGCAGAAGCCCACAAUGACCUGGCGGACCACGUUCAAGCCCUGGAAAAGCAACUCACCUCAGCCGAGCUCAAGCACUACGAUCUUGAAGACAGAUCACUGCGGCAAAACUUAAGAGUACGGGGAAUACCAGAAUCGAUAAUGCAAGCUGACAUACCUGAAUUCCUGACCGGGUUCUUCAAAAGCCUUAUACCAGACAUGCCGACGGAAAUGAUCCUUCUGGAUCGGGCUCACCGCGUAGCCAAACCAAAGUUCCUACCCGCAGAUGCAGCAAGGGACACGCUGACUCACCUACAUUAUUACCACGUCAAAGAGGCCAUACUUAAAGCUGCCAGGAACCACACAAACCUUCCAACAAAGUAUGGCCAGCUACAGAUAUAUGCAGACCUAUCAGCAGCCACCCUACAACGGCGAUGAGACUUCAAGGAGAUAACUGAAACUCUGCGGGAACACAAGAUCCCCUAUAGAUGGGGGCACCCGGUACGCCUGAUUAUCCAGCGUAAUGGAACCUUCACCCAUGCGACCACACCAGAGGAAGGGUUGAAGGCCCUGAAGCAAUGGGACUUACCGGUCCGCAAACAAUCUGGGUGUACAACUUCAACGCAGCGAUUAAGACGACUGGAAGAAGGCGAAAAAAUAACCCAAUCUUCACCAGCCUAUAUCCAGACAUGGGUGUUACAGAUUCAGGGCUGA
Pelobates cultripes (western spadefoot toad) is the source of this 1005-nucleotide messenger RNA. The record is from the annotation of a GenBank genome assembly. NCBI's taxonomy places the organism in Eukaryota, Metazoa, Chordata, Amphibia, Anura, Pelobatidae.